AUGUAUAGACAAAUACCUUUAUCUGUUGCGUUCAGUAGUGAAAACCCUGACGUCAAAAUAAAGGGGAACAGAGUAACGUUUAAGUUUCCAACAGACUGGAUUGUGAACAUAAAUGAAGAAAAAUAUAUUGGCAUAACAAAUAUGUACAUUACGAGAGCAUUUAGGAAAGUUGACUUUAUACUUCAAGUCGAGAUAGAAAAUGACAACAGUCUUUAA
Messenger RNA from Trichomonas vaginalis G3, 216 nucleotides. RefSeq lists its product as uncharacterized. The transcript has a single exon. The coding region runs from base 1 to 216 and encodes 71 amino acids. The record is from RefSeq and is a predicted model, not a curated record. NCBI's taxonomy places the organism in Eukaryota, Parabasalia, Trichomonadida, Trichomonadidae.